AUGGCUUCUCUCUCCUCUCAAGUGGUGAGUGCUCUCAAAAAGAGAGUAGAUGCAGCAUGCGCAGACCAAGAAAAGGGUAUCCCAGGUGCAGUGGUGGUGGUCGUUGGCAAGGAUGGCAAAGAACACUUUGCGCAUGCGAGUGGAAAGCGUGGGUAUGGCUCUGAAGAGCCGAUGACGCUCGACAGUAUCUUCUGGAUUGCCUCGUGCACGAAAAUGAUCACGGGAAUUGCGUGUAUGCAGCUUGUCGAACAGGGGCUUUUGAACUUGGAUGAUUCCGAUCAGGUUGAGAAGAUUUGCCCUGAGCUGAAAGAGGUGAAGGUGCUGCAGGAUGAUGGGGCGUUGGUCGAGAAGCGCGGAGGAAUCACCUUGAGGAUGCUGUUAAACCAUACCGCUGGCUUUGGCUAUACAUUUUUUAAUGAAAAGCUGAGAGACUAUAGCAAGCCGAUUGGUUACGACGAGUUCUCAGGACACAUCUACGAUAUUCUGCAGCCAUUGGUUCAUCAGCCUGGGGAGAAGUGGGAAUAUGGGGUCAACAUCGACUGGGCAGGAGUCAUGGUGGAGCGAGUCACAGGACAGUCAUUGAACGACUAUUACCACCGCAACAUCUUUGAGCCCCUUGGGCUGAACAACAUUUCGAUGUUUCCAUCGGCGUCAAUGAAGGAGAACUUGGCGUACAUGAAUCAGAGAGACGCUCAAGGCCAGCUCUCCGGUCGAGACCACCUGCUUCGGCGGCCUCUGGUUGUGCAGACCGCCGAGGACAUCAAGUCGUGCUUCAACAGUGGUGGAGCGGGCUGUUUCGCUAAACCACAAGAUUACUGUCGUAUGUGUCUCUCGUACUAUACCUGCUAUUCUGAGAAAAUACUGAUUGUCCGCAACGGCGCAGAAAUCCUUGCUACACUCCUAAACGACGGCAUCUCGCCAAUCACUGGCAAGCAAAUACUCGAGAAAGCGACAGUCGACGAGAUGUUCCGAAACCAGAUUCCCAAUAUUCCCAAUUUCGCGGCACAAGGAAUCCCAGCCUCGAAACGUGACCUCACCAAUGCAAUAAGUCAUCUGUACCCAUCGUCGACACCUCAGGGAUGGGGACUCACGUUUAUGCUGACCGGAGGAGCAACGGGACGGUCUGAAGGGACGGCGCACUGGGCGGGACUGGCAAAUCUGUGGUGGUGGUGCGAUAGGGAGAAAGGGGUCGCAGGGAUGAUCUGCACUCAGCUCUUGCCCUUUGCCGAUCCUCAGGUUUUGCGUCUUUGGCUGGAUGUAGAGUCUGCUGUCUACCGUGGUCUGGUUCAGGAUUAG
This is a messenger RNA of Aspergillus pseudoviridinutans, 1296 nucleotides long. Its product is annotated as serine hydrolase domain-containing protein. The record is from RefSeq and is a predicted model, not a curated record. Bases 1 to 1296 code for a protein of 431 amino acids. Lineage: Eukaryota; Fungi; Ascomycota; Eurotiomycetes; Eurotiales; Aspergillaceae. The transcript has 3 exons.